AUGUCAAGUGUUCCACCAACGGGUGCUUCUUCUCAAGCUUCUCGAGGAAGCAAAAGAAAAUGGGUUCCAGAAGAGGAUGCAGCCUUGGUUUCUUGCAUGGUGGAUUUGCACAAUGUAGGAACAUUUAAUGCUGAUACCGGGUUCAAAGCCGGUUAUUUGAACGAGCUAGAGAAAAUGCUAGAAAAGGCUUUACCAAGAGCAAUGUUGAAGGCGAGACCAAAUAUUGAAUCUCGGAUUAGGUGCCUAAAAAGGGAAUGGUCAGUCGUCUACGACAUGCUUAAUGGUCAAAACAACAGCGGUUUUGGUUGGGACGAGCAUAGGCAGCUCGUUGUUGCUGAAGAUGCUGUUUGGGAAUCCUAUGUUAAGAGUCACAAAGAAGCCUCUCAGUUCAGACAUCGUUCUUUCCCUUACUACAACCAGUUUACUGCCAUAUACGCAAGAGAUCGGGCGACUGGGAAAGACGCUCAAACAGCUGCUGAUGUUCUUGAAGAAAUACAUGCUGAGGAUGAACGUACUACAGAUAUGAAUGAAGAGAGAAACACAUUCUAUGACUGCGAAGAUGACGUCUCUUUAGACGACAUGGAUGUUUCUGGUACGGAUCCGCGAGGAGAUAGAGACCAAGGGGGUUCCUCAUCUUCAAACAAGAGAAAGAAGAAAUCUGAUGCUCGUGAUGAUGUGUAUUCUUCAUUUGAGGAGGCUGCCACCUUGUUGGGGGAAAAAAUCCAGGCCGUUGGCGAUAAAAUCAGUAGAAGUAUUGCCUCCGAGGUGGUAGUUCAGCACAAGUCAGAAGAGAAUAUGGAAGAGAAAGCUUCAAAUUUAUAUUCAGCCUUAUGGUCAAUUGAAGGUUUAACCGACGAUCAGCGGUAUGAUGCUUUGAGUAAAAUUCCCGAUCAUCCAAAUCAAAUGAUCGUUUUCUUUAGUUUACCUUACAUUGUCCGAUUGGAAUGGCUUGGGAAUCCUGGGUUUGAAACAACUGGUCUAACUUCUUGGUAA
Gossypium raimondii (Peruvian cotton) is the source of this 993-nucleotide messenger RNA. RefSeq lists its product as uncharacterized. Bases 1 to 993 code for a protein of 330 amino acids. NCBI's taxonomy places the organism in Eukaryota, Viridiplantae, Streptophyta, Magnoliopsida, Malvales, Malvaceae. The transcript is spliced from 3 exons. The record is from RefSeq and is a predicted model, not a curated record.